Molecule: messenger RNA, 1980 nt
Organism: Candidozyma haemuli
Lineage: Eukaryota; Fungi; Ascomycota; Pichiomycetes; Serinales; Metschnikowiaceae
Gene: PTR3
Product: Ptr3p
Exons: 1
Coding region: 1-1980 (659 amino acids)
Molecular function (GO): protein binding
Source: RefSeq, a predicted model, not a curated record
AUGGAUGUCAAACACUCCAAGCUAGAAAGCCUCCUACGGCUUCCUGGAGCCGAUCCCCCGGGCACUAUAGUCGCCGACGCUGCUGUACUCACAUGUGGAUGUCUUGUUUCAGAGAUGCAGUUUCUUUCCAGUGGAACCAAACAGUGCCCAGUGUGUGGAACUGAAGGUGAAAUACUCAAGGCCAUUGCGCCAUUGCGGGAACUCUAUAAGCUUUUGGACCCGAAGCUGAGGAGGACGUCGUCGCUGAGACACAGUUUACGGAAACCGUCUGUGGAACUGACCCACGGAGGGCAGGCCGAGUUGGACUUGCUGGGGCUCUUCUGUAAGCUAGCGAGGGAAGAGAACGAGGAGAAGACCAGGGAGAAGGAGGCUUCGAGUUCGCCUGAGGUGACGAAAACGCCUAGUCUUGGCCAGAUGGGUCCACCUGUGGCCCAGGCAGUGGAGGAACAGGAGUUGGAGAAGAAUAUGCUUCUUGGGUUGAACGAACAGGAGGAGUAUAACUUCAGUCGGUGCUUUCCAUUCCACCGCAAGCUUACCACGUUCCAGGCGUCUACUAAUAGGUUUCGGAAAUUGUCGCUUCGCCUGUCGAUCAAGCUGUCUCGGUAUAAUGGUUCUUCGUUGCAUACUUGGUACGAUAAAGCCACUGGAGAGGAGCAUACGUCGUUUGUGUUGAUCACAGAUAAACGCUGGGAGUUGUAUACGUAUACGCCUAGCCAGGGAAAACCGGCGCUUUUGGCUUGCGGUAAGUCAACAGGCGAAUACUCGUAUCGGUCUGCUGAGUUCAGGUUACCUUCAGAACGUGAAAUCACCGUGAAGAACGAUUUCGGUGGGAAAUCUGCUACGAACGACCUUAAUGAAAGCGUGAGCUCAAAACUAAAGCUGUGGGUACAUCUUUCAUGCUGCUUGUCUGGACGGUUCCUUAUUCUUUCAGGAACUAGAGGUGUUGUGCGUGUUUUGAACGCAGAUCCAGCGUUUGGCGAUGUUGGUGCUCCAGUGUACACGUACUUGACGAACUUUCCAAUCCGGUGUGUCUCUGUAGCGCCCAAGGAAAACCUUGUGGCGUGUGGAAUCACUGCUCGUGAGCGUAUGUCGGGAAAACAACAACCAUUUAUUAUCCUACACCAACUAGAAAUGGAUCCUUCGCUGCAAAAGGUAAAAAGUGUCCAUCCAAUCACCAUCACCAUUCCUUACAGAGACCCACUUAAAGUUAUCUCCUUCAACGCAUCCUCAACACAUCUAAUAUGUUCUACAGUCUACGAAAUGCGGUAUUUCAUCAUCCGUCUCAGGCCUACGCCUACAAGCAUUUGCAAGAAACCCAUGCUUAUCUGGUCAGAUAUGCGAGUCGCUUCCCGGCAAAAACUAGACGAAAUGCCGGGAGACAGAAGCUACGACACCAAUCUCGACGACCAGGUCAUGGACAGUGAGGGAAUCACAGAUAUAAAAUUCGGUCUUCCAGGAACCAACACAAUUGGCAUAACUACAUCCUCAUGGAACAACCGGCCUUCCCUCCUUGUCAAGCUUGAAGGACCUUCUAUGGAUUCUUUAGGUGGAAGUACCCUGAAUAUUUCUACCGACCUCUUAAACGAAGACGAAGAGGAAGUCCAGGACGACAGAGGCAUGCAAAUCACCGAUUACGACAUCAUAUUGAAAGUCCCCGAAAUCGGAUCUUCCAUCUACCGUGUUCAAUUCUCCCCUCGUGGCGACAGCAUUUUGUUUGUGGACAAAUCAGGACGUAUCUUCCUUGUGUCUACUCCGAAUGCACGAACAAGCACAAGAUCUCAGACCAAAAAAAUCAUUGUCUUACUUGGAGAAGCAGCCAACGCCGUACGGCCCAACGAAGCAGCAUCUGCGCUGUAUUCGUCAGAUGGAGGCAAAAUUUACGUGGUUGACCGAAGAGGUCUUUUCCAGGUUUUUGAUUUCACCAAGGGCAUUCCUGGAGAAGACCCGGAGGUUAUUAAGUGCAAGAUCGUGAGCGUUUAA